CAGAUGGAAGUGUUUGUUGGUGUUCGGGCAUUGGAACUAUGAGAGAGUUUUUGUGGAUCAAGAGGAAAAAUGAAGGCCAAAAUUGAGACUAACUUGUUGGAAAUACAAGACUGAUCACAAUGAUGGAGUGAAAGAAGACAUCACAGAGAAGGGGCUAGGACUUAAAAGCUAUACACCACUUGGAAAUAUUUGUUGACUGAGGGAUUUGGCUUUUCUUGUCUGUUCAUCUACAGCGAAGUCUCCGACCUGAAAAGUCUGUGCUUUGGCUGAAUCACCACGGCAGAGCAAUUUUCUCAGCAUCAGUUGGCUGACCAAUGAAGUAAACACAGUGGAGACGAUGUGUGAUGAUCCACUUUAGGCUUUACCGCAGGUGUCAGGGCAGUCACCUUUAGAGCUGUUUGUGGUUGCAGAGGUGCCGAUUCAAAGUGUUUAGUAAUGUACCAGUGACGUACUGUGUUCUUUGAGAUGGUGUUUAGUUAGCUGUGUGUAGGAGCUUGUCACACUUAGUUUCCACCGUACAAAGAAACUCACUCAAACACACCCACGCACCACAGGCUACACAUUCAAAAUCUGUUGUGUAUUAUUGUUUUUGACAAUCAGCAGAACUUCUUCUGGACUAAAUUGUUGCCCGUUUUCAGAUCACUGCGUUUGACGAGGUGUAUAACUAAAGGGCAUCCUGGUGCUGACUGUAUCCAGCAAAGCAUGUUGGAAAGGAAGAGUUAGUCGGUCGAUUCUGCACGGUUAUACUGUCUGAUAACCUGUGGUUAUUCUGAAGAGAAUUAUAUUACCAUGAGGAAUCACUGUCCAUCUGGGCUGCGGAUGAUAGCUUAUUGACAAAGUUCUAUCAUUCAAGCAAAUAAUUGUGAACACUUCUGGUAGAAAAAUAGAUAUCUGAAACUGGAGUGUGUCACUGCAGUUUUCAUGGCCCUUUGCAAGUUGGCUGUUUAACAAAGGGCGACGAAUUCACCUUUUUUUUUUUUUUUUUUUUACAGCACAGCCCUCAAGCUCAAUAGAUUUUAUUCAAGCAAAGCUAUGUCCAAAUGAGUUGCAGACCCAAAAGUGUCACAGGCUGUCUAUGGUUCUGGUCGGUGUGGUUGAAGCUUUAAGGUAUAUUAACUUUGGUCUUCUCAUUUUUGGGUGAGAAAAGUGCCAAAAGUAUUGUCUUGUUUAGAUACAAUAAGUUCGACAGUCAACAAUGUUGCCCCACAUUUCUCUAUCAUUUAGGGCAAAACACUGUUGGUAGCUUUUUGUUGAAAAGUCCUUCAGCUAACAUGCAAGCAGGUGAAUUAGACGUUCUUUGGAGAUUUUCAGGCUAUGUGUGACUGAAUCAUACUUAUUGAUCUUUGCUGUUCCUUGGAGCUGUGUGGUUUGACCUGACAGAGACAAGUAGCUUAUUUACUGCUGUGGUUACAAUUGUGGUUGAUCGUUGGAGCUCCUGAGGCUCAGUUUGCAUAAUUCAGAGUUUGAAACUGCAUCAUAUAGUUUUCAAAGAUAAUAAAACUCAACUCCAUUACUUGCAGAUAGUUGUGCAGGUUCUCAUUGUUGAGAAAUACCGGAUAUCUGGAGGUCUGAUGCGGAUUUUGAGCAUUUUGAUUUCAAAAAUAUACGUCUAUCAUAUCACUUUCUUUUUGAUUAAAUGGAAUCAAGCUCCUGGAUGGUUUAUAGUAUCACAAUUUCACAUUAUAUGGAUUUACAACAAUAUGUAUUAUCACUUCCUUUAAAGCUACACAAGCUGGAGAUACUGCUACUCUAAGCUCAUCUCUUUGCGCCUUGUAAUAUAGUUUCUAUCUCUGUUAUCACCCAGAGCUCUGACCAAACCUUUAUGUGUUGCGGUAAAGCUAUUGCCAUAAGUCAGUCUUGUGUAGCUUUGCAGCGAAAGCGGUUUCAUUGCCUCUGUUGAGAUAGUUCCUCUUAGAAAUAGUUCUUUCUCUCAAACAAUAACUUCUAUUUUACCGUGCCUGAGUAAAGCUGAAGAGUCUGCACGUGUCCGCAGCACUGCAGCUGGGAACUUCUGCCUGUUGAGUAGUUUGUCUGUAGAAGUGGGGACACAGCCACAGAGGAGCCUUUGAUCCUUGGUCUGGCUCACACAAACGCACGCAAUAUUUGGAAGCACAAUGAGGCCUGUCCAAAGCACCGUUUUCUGCCGCUGCCUCCUCUUCUCCCCGUCUCUGGCCUUGUGCAGCUUGGUCAUGGCCCUGAUCUGCAUUACUCCCCGUUGUCAGGCGGUGCAAGCAGAGAGUGUGACAGUCCUGGAAGGAGGCACGGCACACAUCUCCUGCCACCUGCAAAACUACGAUGGCUCCAUUGUGGUGAUCCAGAAUCCCCGUCGGCAGACACUCUUCUUCAAUGGCACACGAGCACUGAAGGAGGACCGCUUCCAGAUGGUGCUCUUCACGCCACACUUAAUGCGCAUCUCGCUGACCAACGUGAGCGUGUCUGAUGAGGGGGGCUACUACUGCCAGCUCUACACAGAGUCCACGCACCACCACGUGGCAACACUGUCAGUCCUGGUGCCACCCGAGACUCCCACUGUGGAGGUGAAGCAGGAGGCGGUGGAGGGCGGCCAGGCGGAGCUCACCUGCAUGUCGCCGCGCAGCAAACCAGCAGCCACUCUGCGCUGGAUGCGUAAUGGACGGGAGAUACCAGGUGAUGUGUCCCAGCAGGAGAAUGGGAAGACGUUCAGUGUGUUCAGCACCAUUCGCAUUCCAGUGGAAAGGAAGGACAAUGGAGCAGCACUAAAUUGUGAAGCAACCCACCCGGCACUGAACGACCAGAAGAAGAUCCGACAUUAUCGCCUAGAUGUGUAUUUUGCACCCACUGUUCGAAUCAUUUAUCCACUGGGCAUCUUGCGUGAGGGUGACUCCCUCACCCUCACGUGCUCUGUCACCGGUAAUCCUCUGCCUAGACAUAUUCAGUGGUCCAAGAUUAAUGACACCUUGCCUGAGAGGGCAGAGAUCUCUGGGCCCACUCUCCAGAUUUCCCGUCUCAGCCAAUCACACAACGGAACGUACCUGUGCCAAGCCCAGAACAACUUUGGACGCGCUGCUGAUCAAUACACUCUGUUGGUGUAUGAUAAUGUGUCAGUCACAACCAUGGUCCCUCCCACUCCUAACACCACCCAACCAAUCACCUUCCAUCAUGUCACUCAAACCCUCCUGCCAGACAGAUUUCCCCCGGCGCCACCAGAUACUGUGUCAAUCACAACCACGGCUACACUAACCCCUAACACCACCCAGUUAAUCAGCUCUCAUCCUGCAGCUCACAUUCACCAGGAACACAGCAACCAAAUGGAUCCGGAAGAUCCUGGUGCAAUCGUAGAUUCUCAAAGUGCAGUACCAUAUAAGGCGAUUGCUGUCGUUCUGGCCCUUCUGGUCUUCACCGUCAUCUGUGUCCUUGUUGUCACCAUCUGGUGCUCAGUUCGGCAGAAAGGCUCAUAUCGUACACGAGAGCCUAUUCUGGCGUGGUAUUGACCUAACAAUCAGUUAACUAAUGGAUUAAUCAGUCUUAGGUUCCUAUCUUACCCAUGAGGCCAGUGGGUUAGAUGAGCAUGGCGAAGUGCAGGAGGCCUUCCUCAAUGGGAACGAUGCCAGCCAGGGCAAGAAGGAGUACCUACUGUAACCCCUCUCCUUUCCUAAUCCUGUCCAUUCUGACCUCAUACACCUGCCCUUCCUAUCCCAGUCUCCCACCAUACACACACGUGCACUCACUCAAACACACACGUGACUGUAUUCAAGUACAGCACACAAACAAUCCAUCUCACUCCAUGUCCCUUCAUGCACACUCAAAACCCGGACAGACUGAAAGCAAGAGAGCCUGUAGACCCACCAGACAUUAACGACUGUGCCAUAUUUAAUGUAAGUCAAAGACACUGGAAAAAAAGAGGGCAAUGACAGUGAGAGAGCGCGGGCAGAAGGAAGCGAAUGUAUAGAAAAAUCCAAGUGAUGCCAUAAUUGUUUUGAUUGGGAAGGGAGACAGCGAUGCGGCGGAAAGAGCCACUUUGCCUGUGCAGCUGCCGAAAUGGAAGGAGAAUUAGAGGGAGAUGACUGCGGUAAUUCCCUGCCUGAAGAAGAGAAGAAUCCAAUUCACUAAGCUUUUUAACUGGAAAAGACUAUAGGAAUUCUGUGCACGAUGAAAAGAGGCAAGGAUCGGGCAAAGUUGAGCCGCGGAGAACAUGAUGAAAAAACGCUGAAAUUCUUCAAAUUGACAAGGCAUCUUGUCCCCACAGCCCAGCUCAAGUAUAACUCCAGAAAGACACAAGUAAUUAAAGUCAGAGUCCCUGGAAUCAUCCAUACCAUAAGAACAAGCUAAUUCUGUUUCUUUCCUUCUGCACGGUGGCCUGCCAGUUAGUUUACAGAAAAGCUCAUGUUUUUGAGUGUCUGCGCCAUAAAAGGCACGAGGGUUUCUGCUGUAAUCUGCUCUCAACAUCCUCUCUGUACACCUGCUGUUACCAUCCUGUCCUCUUCUUCUAUAUCCGUCUUUCUGUCCCCCUCUUUUCCUCCUCCUUUAUUGACUCCUAAUAAUGAAAAGAUUAGCGUUGGGCCGUGUUCCUGUGAAAGAAAAGAAAUGCGACUUGCUAAGGCAUUUAAGACUAGCUUAAUUAUUUUAGAAUGUCAUUAGGAGGAUCAAAAAGUUUGAGAGUUCUAAGAAGGGCAAGUGGAGAGACAGCAACAAAAGGACAAGUCUGAUGGACAUUUUUCUGAAUGCGACCACAAAUGCAGCUACAUGCACACAAACAUACAGUAAACAAGUUGACAGAACAAAUAUACAUAUCUCUCAAUUCUUUGUUUGUAUAAAAAAGAACUGUGUAAUAAAUUAAAUUAAACUUUUAAGAAAUGAAAAAGAACUGUUUACUAUUGAAACACGUUACCAACCAAUUAUACUAACACAGAAUAUUAGCCUAUAGAAGCCGAACAAACUACUGUCCAGUGAUCUUUAAAAAAAAAAAUUAAAAAAAAAAAAAAAAAAGAAAAUUGUCUUUACAAGAAACCAGAGGUCUUAUUGAUUUUUUUAAAAAUAAUUAUUGGUAUUAUUUGAACAAUUAUGAUUGUUGUUACUGUUAUUAUUGCCGUUGUUAUAUUAUAAUUGUAAAUGUUAAAGAACUGUACACUUCUCAUGGUUUGUUUUUGGUUCUACUGUAGAUAAAUUACUCUCAUUUUUCACUUUUUCCCUCUUUCUUCCCAGUAUUUCUCUCUCUUUGUCUGUUGUGCCUAGUUGUCUCUUCUCCUGUUUUUCACUGGUUUAUUUUUGAGUCCAUGUGUCACUGUUGAUAUAUAGCUAACUAUUUCUUUAUAGGGGAAAGAUACAAAGCACGACAAAAUAAAGAAAAAAACAAAAAAAA
Molecule: messenger RNA, 5338 nt
Organism: Oryzias latipes (Japanese medaka)
Lineage: Eukaryota; Metazoa; Chordata; Actinopteri; Beloniformes; Adrianichthyidae
Gene: cadm4
Product: cell adhesion molecule 4
Biological process (GO): homophilic cell-cell adhesion; regulation of Rac protein signal transduction; negative regulation of peptidyl-tyrosine phosphorylation
Cellular component (GO): cell-cell contact zone
Molecular function (GO): vascular endothelial growth factor receptor 2 binding
Source: RefSeq, a predicted model, not a curated record